This is a messenger RNA of Clunio marinus, 2774 nucleotides long. NCBI's taxonomy places the organism in Eukaryota, Metazoa, Arthropoda, Insecta, Diptera, Chironomidae. The record is from the annotation of a GenBank genome assembly.
UUAAGGACAUCUGAAAACUAUUACGAAUGCAAUUUUUAUUAUUUUUGAGUCAUGAUUUUAGUUUACGUUUGAUUUUUGUUGAUAAAACACGUGAAAUAAAAUACAAAAAUUAAAGCAAUAUAAAAAUGGAGAAAAUUACUUCGUGUGAUGUGUAAAAAAUCUCCGCUUUCAAUUAAAUAAUUUAAAACUGUAGCUUGCAUUUAUCGAUUAUCAAAUCAAGAACCAUUAAAGAUGAUUAAGCUUUUUGAGAUUGUUUUUAUAUCUUAUUACGUUUUGUUUGUGUCUACACUUGAACUAACAGGAGAUCACGUUUGCUAUCGUGAAGAGAAUUACACAGAGAUAGUUAAUUUAACUACAUCCGUACCAGUUCAAGUUCGUAAAAACUUUUGGUGUUUGGAGAAAAUUCGCUGUUCUGAACUUCAACCAGAUAUUCAGGAAAUAGUUCGUAACGAGAACAUAACAAAAACUCGAACUGUUGAAUUCUGUUGUCCCGAUUAUCAAGAGACUGAAUCGCAUGGUGUGAGAUUGUGUAAUCCCUUCUGUGCCAAAGGAUGUGUUAAUGGAUAUUGUGACACUCCAGGGAAGUGUGAAUGUCAUGAUGGUUUUAUGGGUGAACUUUGUGACAAAAAAUGUCCAUCAGGUCAAUACGGAAAAAAUUGCGAUUUUCAUUGCAAAUGUGGAAAACUCGAAUGUCAUCCACAAACUGGAGAAUGUUUGAGGGAAGAAGAAUCAAUUGAAGUAAAUAAAACAAUUAUCGAUUCUGACUCAUUCAAUGCAUCGAUUAUAAAUUCAACUGAACACAAUCCCUAUGAACAUUAUAAAGGUGAAUAUGGAAAGCAGUUUAAUCAUUAUCUGAAAAUGAGUGUCAAUGAAUCGAAUGUGCAACAAAGCAUCGAUAAAAUUAUUGACAUGGAAGUGAGACUUGCAACUGAAGGUCGUCAUCAGCAAGGAAGUUUAGAUAAAGACGAAUACAUUGUAUAUGAAGUUGAUGGAAAUGAAUCUGAUGCUUUUCAACUUCCAAAACAUUCCAUCGAACAAGAGGCAAUGAAUUAUCAUGAAGAAAUGAUGACAAUGGUGACAGUAAAUUGCUUCAUCUUAGCUGUAAUUGUUCUUCUUAUCUUCAUUUACGUCAUCCGUAAAAUUGUUAGGAAACGAUCACGAAAUGUUGACCCCGAAUUUAACAUUCAAGAAUUUCAAAAGCCAUUGAAACUUAUUCAAGAACCUUUGCCAAUGCCACCGAUUCGAAUGACAGAAGAGAAGGUUCGCCCAAAAUUACGAAAGUCAAAGUCAGUCACGUUUGAUGAAUCGGUUGAUAUUGUUGAUGAGAUGAAUCGCGGGAGGGCAAGUAGUCUACCUGAUACUUAUGACAUACCAAGACAACCAAUAUCAAUCAUUGAUAUUUAUACUCAAUCAAAGAAGAUGAAAACAAAAAAUUCUCCGGAAGAAAUACGAAAACCUGAAUUUAAUACAUUUCCCAAGAAAAACACUUCACGACGUCAGAGCAUGGAACACAUUUAUGAUGAACUGACAAUUUCACCAGAAAUUAUUAACGUUGAAAAUGAUUUGACCGACGCUCUCUAUGGCAAUGAAGAGACAAGCACACAGCAGCUGCAAAAUAUUGAGAAAUAUGGAUUGAAUACAACGAAUCGUUACAAUACAAUUUAUCCACAGCUGAGUAACGCCACAGACGCACAUUCAAACCAUUUGAAUGGAAGUGUCGGUGGAGAACAUUACAAGAUUCGCGCCGAUAAUUCAACUUUCGCUUUUCAACCCUACGACGCAACUGAAAGAUUCUUAAACACAACCAGAUCAUCGAUGUCAAGUGGAGUUUGCAUGAAAGAAGUUCCCACUGCUUCGUUACAAAGGCAAGGUGAAGUGUUUGUUGCAGGAAACGGCUCUGACCCAACGCUAUCACGAAUUCAAGUUUGCUGCGAAGGUUAUCAGCGAAAUAUUCAUAAUUUUAGAAAAUGUGAUCCGAUCUGCAAGAAAGAAUGUGUGAAUGGAUUUUGUGCAGCGCCUGAAACUUGUGUUUGCUAUCCUGAUCAUGUUGUUAAUCUGGGUGGUUUUUGUAUACCAACUUGUCCCAUUGGUUGUGGUAAUGGCUUUUGCAAUGGCAAUGUUUGUACAUGCAAAGAUGGUUUCACUCUCGAACCGAGUAAGAAGUUUUGCGUUCCGAUAUGUUCGAAUGGAUGUCGUAAUGGAAAUUGCACAGCACCUGAGCAAUGUACAUGUAAUCAAGGCUUCUUAAUCUCGGAAUCAGGAACUUGCGAUGCUGUUUGCAGCAAGGGAUGUUUAAAUGGUGAUUGCAUCUCACCAGAAGUUUGUCAAUGUCACAAAGGUUAUGAGAAAGUCAAUGAUAUUUGCCAACCGAGAUGUUCAAGAGGAUGUUUAAAUGGAAUUUGCGCUGCACCAGAAGUGUGUCAAUGCCCUGGAAACGGGUGGUCUUUAGAUUCAACUGGGACGAAAUGCGUAGCAUCAUGUGACAAAGCUUGCUUAAACGGAGUCUGUUCUGGACCAAAUCAAUGUACAUGUCGAAAUGGUUACACAUUGGACAUUUUCGAUUCAUUCCGUUGUAUUCCAAAAUGCGAUCCUCCAUGCAUCAAUGCCGUCUGUUCGGGUUCAAAUCUUUGUCUCUGCAAUCCUGGGUUUGUUAAAGAUCGAUCAGUGAAGGGAAACAACCGAUGUGUUCGAAUAUAAAUGAAGCUUCUUAAUGUUCUUUUUCUAGGAAGACAAUUAUUGCAAAUAUAAACAACAAUAAAAAAUUAUCAACCGCU